UGGGAGCUGGCGCGCAGCCUGCUGGUGCUGCGCCUGUGCGCCUCGCCCGCGCUGCUGGCGCGCCACGAGCAGUAUAACCUGCUGAGGUGUGGAUACCGAGAAUGUUACGAACAUGCCCUCUGCUAUCCCGGGAGAGACCAGCCAUUCACUUCUUUAUCCACUAAGUGGUGAUCAGGCCCCCGCUGGGCUGCUCCAUCUCGCCAGGAGACUUCUGGGGCAAAGGCUGUUCGAGAAGCUGAUGAAGAUGACCUUCUAUGGGCAGUUUGUGGCCGGCGAGGACCAGGAGUCCAUCCAGCCCCUGAUCCAGCACAACAGGGCCUUCGGCGUAGGCUCCAUCCUGGACUAUGGAGUGGAGGAGGACCUGAGCCCUGAGGAGGCAGAGCGCCAGGAGAUGGAGUCCUGUACUUCGGCUGCAGAGAAGGAGGGCAGCGGCACCGGUAAGAGGGAGAGGCAGUACCAGGCCCACCGGGCCUUCGGAGACCGCAGGGACGGUGUCUUUAGCGCCCGCACCUACUUCUACGCCAAUGAAGCCAAGUGUGACAGCCACAUGGAGACGUUCCUGCGCUGCAUUGAGGCUUCAGGUGAAGCCAGCGACGACGGCUUCUCAGCCAUUAAGCUCACUGCGCUGGGGAGACCCCAGUUUCUGCUGCAGUUCUCGGAUGUCCUGACGAAGUGGAGGCAGUUCUUUCACCAAAUGGCUGCCGAGCAAGGGAAGGCUGGGCUGGCUGCCGUGGACACAAGGCUGGAGGUGGCCGUGCUGCAGGAAAGCGUGGCAAAGAUGGGCAUCGCGUCUAGGACUGAGAUAGAGAACUGGUUCACCACGGAGACCCUGGGCGUGUCAGGCACCCUGGACCUGCUGGACUGGAGCAGCCUGAUCGACAGCAGGACCGAGCUCUCCAAGCACCUCGUGGUCCCGAACAUGCAGACGGGACAGCUGGAGCCUCUGCUGUCACGGUUCACCGAGGAGGAGGAGCUGCAGAUGACGAGGAUGCUGCAGAGGAUGGACAUUCUGGCCAAGAAAGCCGCUGAGGCAGGCGUGCGGCUGAUGGUGGACGCUGAGCAGACCUACUUCCAGCCGGCCAUCAGCCGCCUGACGCUGGAAAUGCAGCGCAGGUUCAAUGUGGAGAAGCCGCUCAUCUUCGGCACGUACCAGUGCUACCUCAAGGACGCCUAUGACAAUGUCACCCUGGAUGUGCAGCUGGCUCGCCGUGAAGGCUGGUGUUUCGGGGCCAAGCUGGUGCGGGGUGCCUACAUGGCCCAGGAGCGUGCCCGUGCUGUGGAAAUUGGCUACGAGGACCCCAUCAACCCCACCUAUGAGGCCACCAGCGCCAUGUACCACAGGUGCCUCGACUACGUCCUGGAGGAGCUGAUGCACAACGCCAAGGCUGAAGUGAUGGUGGCCUCCCACAACGAGGACACGGUGCGCUUCACACUGCGCAGCCUCCAGAUACCGCUGUCAUGGAUCAGGCUCUACCCUGCAGGCCGCGGCUGUGCUUCUGCUCUGGGCCUGGGGAGCCUUCCCUGGGGAAGCAGUGUGGGUCUCUCUGAUGCCGCGCAUCGGGGGCCUCACUCAGACAGCCUAUGUCAGCCUUGGCCAAGUAACAAACCAACCUAAGACUCAGGCCUGAACAAGUGUGUUCUGUGGAUCAGCAGUGGGGGCUGGGCUCAGCUGGGGGCUGCUUCUGCUGGCCUUGUCUGGGGUCCGUCCUGAAUCCGUGGUCAGCUGGGGCCUGGUUGGCUGUACAUGGCCUCAUUUGUGGCUGGGACAGCAAAGGGGACUGCAUCACAUGUCCAGUGUCCAACACGCCAGCCCAGGCUUCACCACAUGGUGGUCUCAGGCUUCCAGAAGCCCUAGAGAGGGCAAGCCUCUGCCCAGGUCAUGUUUGCUCUUGUCCUGUUGGCCAAAGGAAGUCAUGAAGCCCAGCCCAGACACGAGGUAGAGAGAGCCGCCUUCUACCCUUGGCAAAGCUGCAGUCACACAGCAGAGCGCGUGGACACCAGUAGGGGAGUGGUCAGCAACCGUCUUUGCAGAACGCUACAUGAGUGUCCCCACCACCACCAGCCAGGCAGCAACACGGUGGCAGCGCUGCUCACGUGGGGUUCAUGUUCUAGUGGAGACAAAGAUGCAUAAACCGGAGACCAGGGUGACAUGGUGACAGGCCCACUCUAGACUGGGUACCCGCCAUUGGAGCCCAGCUCUGAGGGAAGGAGAGGAAGGGCCUUUGGGACGAGCCUCACGCAGAGUCCAGGGUGAUAUGCACUUGGUGCUCUGGGAGCCUGGGGCCAAGACAGUGAGGAGAAGGGAGGUGGGCCUGGGUGUGGCCGGG
Molecule: messenger RNA, 2327 nt
Organism: Diceros bicornis minor
Lineage: Eukaryota; Metazoa; Chordata; Mammalia; Perissodactyla; Rhinocerotidae
Gene: PRODH
Product: proline dehydrogenase 1
Exons: 14
Coding region: 113-1615 (500 amino acids)
Cellular component (GO): mitochondrion
Molecular function (GO): FAD binding; proline dehydrogenase activity
Source: RefSeq, a predicted model, not a curated record